This is a messenger RNA of Aspergillus affinis, 1482 nucleotides long. RefSeq names its product vitamin H transporter. Gene Ontology annotation, cellular component: membrane. The transcript is spliced from 6 exons. Gene Ontology annotation, biological process: transmembrane transport. Gene Ontology annotation, molecular function: transmembrane transporter activity. NCBI's taxonomy places the organism in Eukaryota, Fungi, Ascomycota, Eurotiomycetes, Eurotiales, Aspergillaceae. The record is from RefSeq and is a predicted model, not a curated record. The coding region runs from base 1 to 1482 and encodes 493 amino acids.
AUGGAGAAGCCUGAUAUUGAACCGCGGGUCGUUGAAUCGCGGUCUUCUACUGAGUUUGACCCAGAAUUGGAAAAGAAGCUGCUGCGGAAGUUGGAUUGGCGUGUGAUCCCCGCAUUAUGGUUUCUUUUUCUUAUCUCCUUCAUGGAUCGGUCGAAUAUCGGAAAUGCGAAAAUUGCAGGAAUGACCAAGGAGUUGAAUCUCGUUGGAAAUCAGUAUAAUCUGGCAGUUACUAUGUUCACUGUCGCCUACGUCAUCUUUGGAAUGCCGGCAAACUUGCUGGUCAAGAAGUUCGGUCCUAAGAUCCUCGUUUUGUAUAUGUUUACCUGGGGUCUGUUCGUUAUGGGACAGGGUCUCACUAAAAAUGCUACCGGAUUGAUCGCCUGCCGGUUUUUCAUGGGAAUGUGUGAGGCUGGGUUUGUUCCUGGCUGCGCAUACUUGAUUGGAAGUUAUUAUAAGCGCGACGAGUUCCUUCGACGUUAUGCAAUAUUCUUCAGUGCGAACAUGGCAGCUGGUGCUUUCAACGGGCUUUUCUCGAGUCUCUUAACCGGUUUGAACAUGAGCGGAUACGCAGGAUGGAAAUGGCUGUUCCUGCUCGAGGCUAUCAUCACCAUGGGUGUCAGUGCCGUCUGCUACUGGAUCGUGGUCCCAUUCCCUGAAGAUGCGACUUUUUUGACAGCCGAUGAAAAAGCGCUGCUGCUGGCUCGUCUUGAGGCCGAUGGCGGUGGUGUUCGUACUGACCCUAUCUCGUUCAAGCGUGUAUUGGGCAUGGCAGGCGACUGGAAGAUUUGGAUCUGGUGGGUUUUCUUGGUGAUUCUCGUCAGUCGACCGAUCGCUGACGAGUACAACAGUGUCCUGGCAUACAUGGGCGCCGAAGAAAGUGCCAGCUCUCUCGUCGCGUUCCAGCCCACUAUUCUCAAAGACCUCGGAUGGACGAGCCGCUCGGCCCAGGUGCACAGCAUUCCGGUCUACGCCGUCGCCUUCGUCUUGACUCUUUCCUGCGCCUGGCUCAGUGACCGCCUCCGUCACCGUUAUCUUUUUACCAUGUUCGGCGCCGCCUUGAUCAUCAUCGGGUGGAGUGUGGAGCUGGCGCAGGUACAGCCCGCCGCCGUUCGCUAUAUGGGAAUUUUCUUCGUGGCGUCUGGAGCGUUCAUCAUGAUGUCGAACACGGUGGUGUGGUUGUGCAUCAACCUUGGCAAGGGCGUGAAACGAAGUGUGGGAAUGGGUAUCCUGCCAGCCUUUGGCAACUGCGGUGCCUUUGUGUCCGGGAACGUUUUUAUUACCAGCCAAUCUCCCAGAUACCCAGUCGGGUUCGGAGUGGGGCUGGCCUUUGCUGUGAUGGCCGCCGCGGCCUGCACGGUCUACUAUUUUGCCCUAAUGGCGGAGAACCGUCGGCGGGACAGCCAGACGGAGGACUCGACGGCCGAGACUACCAGCGACGCGGAUCUUGGCGAUGCGCAUCCUGAUUUUAGGUAUCAGCUGUAG